AUGGCCGCCUUCGGCGCCGCGCGGUGCCAGGCGACCGUGGGGCGCGAGCUCGAGGACGACGACGAGGCCGUGACGGUCGUCCCCGGCGACGCCGAGGAGGCGCCCGCGCCGACGACGCUCGUGCUGCUCAUGGCGUCGCACAUCGCCUCCGCGGACCGGCUCUGCGCCCUCGGCGACGCCCUGCGCGCGGCGUCGGCGGCGCAGACGGCGGCGCCCGACGGCAUCCUGCUGUCCUGGAGCGCGGAGGAGGCGUGGCGAGAAUCCGCGCGGCGGCUCGUGAAGGAAUGCGACUGCGACGCGGUCGAAUGCGCGGGCCGGCGGUCCCAGUUCGAGCACCUGGCGGCCCUCGGCGCGCUGGUCGCCCACCGCUGGGGCAAGAAGCGCAGCGUCUGGUGCUUCUUCGGCGACGACGACGACCUCGCGCACCCGUCGCGGACCGCGGAGUACCGCGCG
Molecule: messenger RNA, 453 nt
Organism: Aureococcus anophagefferens
Lineage: Eukaryota; Pelagophyceae; Pelagomonadales; Pelagomonadaceae
Exons: 1
Source: RefSeq, a predicted model, not a curated record